AGGAUCUUGCUAUAAAAAGCGAUUAACCGUUCUACUGAAAUGGAAAGCAAUGGAGGAAGCUGAACUAGAGAAACAACGACGUAUGGUAACGAAAUCAUCAAACAAGAGAAAACCCUUUUCUAACCUCACUAACGUCAUCCGAAAACCCAACCACACAGUCCACACUUACUCAUUCUCUCAAUCGAAGAAGCCUGGAUCUUCCACCGCCUCUGAUUCAAGUGUCGGAACCACCCAAUCUCGGAUCCAUGCCGUUCCGUCGGACCACCCUCUUCCUUCUACCCCUCAGAGACUCACACGUGAUCAUUUGGUUGGUGAUGAGAAUCAUCUAGCGUAUGCUCGAAGAUGGAGCGCACAGACAACCAGGAGCAAUGUGAAGGAUGCUGUGCAGGAAACUAGGAGCAAUGGGAAGGGAAAUCAGUCUUGUCUGGAUAAAACGACGAACGAUGGGAAGGGGAAAUCUGUGGUUCUUCAAUGCUCUUCAAUGGAGAAGAUUAAGGACAAAAGGGAAGCUAUCGAUGUGCCAUUUAGUGCCCAUCACAUGAAGAAUGCAAAAACUAGCAUGGACGCUCUUAUUCCUCAUUCUACCGUGAAAAUAAAGGAUAAAGUGAAGGAAAAAGAUGUGCAAUCUAAUUCUUCUAUGCGGAGCACAAACAUUAACACAUCCUUUAUAAUGCCUCCUUUACUGAAGAGAAAGGAUAAAGGAAAGGCAAUUGCUGUGCCACCUGAUUAUCCUCCUGUGAAGAAAGUGAAGAACAAUAUGGUGGAAGUCCGUGUGCCUCUUUCUGGAGUGAAGAUUAAGGAUAGAGGGGAAACAGACAAGGGUUCUAGUCGUGUUGAUCUUGCCCAAAAAGAUAAAGGGAAGGCAAUCGCUACACCUAUCAGUUAUCGUACUCUGGGGAAGAAAGAUAAAAGAAGUAGCUGUCCACCUCUUUUGAGGACCACCGGCAAUAGGAAUGAAGUUGAUGAAGCAGAAGAUAUAUUCCAAUCUAACCCACAAACAGAUCCUCCUCUCAAUAAAAAGAAGAAAAGAUGCUCAUCAACGAAAGGUGUGGAAGAAUAUGCAUUACCACAAGAUUUUGUUGAGCAGCAAAGAGCUUACUUUCAAGAAAUCGAUGAGUUUGAACUACAAGUUGAGGAAGUAUGAGUUUAAAAGAAAGAGGAGAAUAACUUCAUUACUUAGGUAACACUGUCUUAACCUGUUUUAGUUUCUCGUAUAAAUAUGUCAAAAUCUCCUAAGAAAGAUCAACAACUUGACCACAAGAUGGUGCUGUGUAAUGACCUUCUUACCCUCGAGACUAAAGGUCAUUCCUAGACGUGUAAAUCUGAUGGCUUAGGUGAAUAAAAAUCUUACCAUGUUUUUCGUC
Cynara cardunculus var. scolymus (artichoke) is the source of this 1364-nucleotide messenger RNA. RefSeq lists its product as uncharacterized. The record is from RefSeq and is a predicted model, not a curated record. The coding region runs from base 50 to 1144 and encodes 364 amino acids. The transcript is spliced from 4 exons. NCBI's taxonomy places the organism in Eukaryota, Viridiplantae, Streptophyta, Magnoliopsida, Asterales, Asteraceae.